Messenger RNA from Gossypium arboreum, 1322 nucleotides. RefSeq names its product ADP-ribosylation factor-like protein 8c. The transcript has 6 exons. The coding region runs from base 220 to 774 and encodes 184 amino acids. Gene Ontology annotation, molecular function: GTP binding; GTPase activity. Lineage: Eukaryota; Viridiplantae; Streptophyta; Magnoliopsida; Malvales; Malvaceae. Gene Ontology annotation, biological process: protein transport. The record is from RefSeq and is a predicted model, not a curated record.
AUCAUCAUAUAUAUAUAGCGAUAACCACGUAAGGUGUUGUUUACAAAGACAAAACUAGGGAAAAUCGACACGUUCUAAAGAAAAGACACAGACGUUUCUGGUCGGCGAAGUUUCCUUCCUUACCUUUCUUGUUCCCUACUCCUUCCUCUUCUUCUUCUUCUUCUUCUCUAUUUCCCCUUCUUUCUAUCUCUCUCACUCUGUCUCUGCAAUUUUCUGAAAAUGGGUUUGUUGGACUCACUUCUCAAUUGGCUCCGCAGCUUAUUCUUUAAGCAGGAAAUGGAACUAUCUCUCGUCGGUCUUCAGAAUGCAGGAAAAACAUCUCUUGUUAAUUCCAUUGCUACAGGGGGCUAUAGUGAAGACAUGAUUCCCACCGUUGGAUUUAAUAUGAAAAAAGUUACAAAGGGAAAUGUGACGAUAAAGCUUUGGGACCUUGGAGGGCAACGGAGGUUUCGUACCAUGUGGGAGCGUUACUGCCGUGGGGUCUCUGCUAUCGUAUAUGUAGUUGAUGCUGCUGAUAGAGACGGUGUUCCGAUAUCCCGAACUGAGUUACACGACCUCUUGACAAAACCUUCCUUGAGUGGAAUUCCUUUGCUUGUUCUUGGUAACAAAAUUGACAAGUCAGAAGCUCUUUCGAAGCAAGCUUUGGUGGAUCAGCUAGGUCUGGAAUCAAUCAGUGAUAGAGAGGUGUGCUGCUACAUGAUUUCAUGCAAAGAUUCCGUAAAUAUAGAUGUUGUCAUCGAUUGGCUAAUCAAGCACUCGAGAUCCGCCAAAUAAGCAGGGGUGGAAUGUUUUCGCCUAUAUUGUCUCCUUGCUGGUGAAGGAAAGGACCCAUGUCUACAAGUUGAAAUUCCGGUAAAAAUUAUUCAUUGAAAUUCCCUUCGAUUUAUGUUGUGUGUGAUCCGAAUGAGUUUUUCGUGAACUGCUCGAACGAAUUUAGGCCUAGCUUCGAUGUAGAUAGCGUAGGAAGUAUUGAUUAGUGCCCCCUUUGCAGAAUAUUAAGGGAGGCAUUAAUCUCCUUUAAUGGAGUCCAAAGAGUGAAUUAGUUUUUAAUGUAAGUUAUGAUCAACUUCAGUGUGAUUGGUGUCCAAAUGUGUGUCUUGUCAUGAAAUGGUUAUGGGAGACUUCCCCCAUGAGCUAAAUUCCACAUAUCAAAGUGGAUUUGGGAAAGGGUCACUGGAAACAGAUUUAUAUACCACACCUUAAGGUCUCUAUGGUAAACACCUUUGGUGUGGGAGUAAUUUAGGUCAUUAUUAAGUUUGAUUUAAUUCUGUUAUUAGUCCCUGUAUUUUACGAAAGUUACGGAUUUAGUUUUCGUAUUUUAA